UGUUUCCCCUCUUCUUUCAAGCUGGCCCACGUCACCCCACUGCUGAAAAAGCCCACUCUGGAUCCCUCUGUCAUCCAGAACUACCGUCCUGUCUCCCUUCUCCCUUUCCUAUCCAAAACAAUUGAACGAGCUGCUUCUAAUCAACUCUCCUCUUUUCUCUCCCUGAACAACCUCCUAGACCCCUACCAGUCUGGCUUCAGACCUGGCCACUCGACAGAGACCGCACUCCUCUCGGUCAAUGAGUCGCUUCACGCCGCACAAGCAGCCUCCCAUUCAUCUGUCCUGAUCCUCCUAGACCGUUCUGCUGCCUUUGACACCGUCAACCAUCCCAUCCUCCUGUCCUCCCUGGCAGCUAUGGGGAUCUGUGGCACAGCACUUGACUGGAUUGAGUCCUACCUCUCCGGUCGCUCCUUCCAAGUCGCCUGGGCUGGUGCAGUAUCAGCACCUCGCCCCCUUGCCACAGGAGUUCCCCAGGGCUCUGUCCUCGGUCCCCUCCUAUUCUCCCUGUACACCCAAUCUCUUGGUCCUGUAAUCUCUGCCCAUGGGUUGUCCUAUCAUUGUUAUGCCGAUGACACCCAACUCUUUCUCUCCUUCCCGCCCUCUGACACUCAGGUCUCUGCUCGCAUCUCUGCUUGCCUGAGGGACAUCCAGAGCUGGAUGGAUAACCACCAUCUUAAGCUGAACCCAGGCAAGACGGAGAUGAUCUUCAUCCCUGCUCCAUCCUCUAACCUUCUCGACUUUUCUAUUUCCCUGGGGGACACUGUGGUGUCAUCAUCACCCACCGCAAAAAACCUUGGAGUGGUGAUGGACAACAGACUGUCCCUCUCCCAGAACAUCACGGCGGUGAGUCGAACGUGCAGGUUCUUCCUGUACAACAUCCGGAGAAUCCGCCCCUUCCUCACCACCUACGCAACCCAGCUCCUGGUUCAAGCGAUGGUCCUGUCCCGCUUGGACUACUGCAACUCGCUACUGGCUGGUCUGCCAGCAUCCGCCAUCAGAUCCCUGCAGCUCAUCCAGAAUGCUGCAGCGCGUCUGGUCUACAACCUCCCCAGACAUUCCCAUGUCACCCCCCUGCUCACUGACCUCCACUGGCUGCCUGUUAUGGCUCGCAUCAAAUUUAAGUCCUUGGUGCUUGCAUACCAGGCAGCUAAGGGGUCAGCACCAGGGUACAUUCAGAGGAUCAUCAGACCCUACACACCAGCCAGACCUCUCUGUUCUGCCACCUCUGGAUGCUUGACACCUCCCCCUCUUCGCGUCUGCACUUCCCGCUCCCGUCUGCUGUCUGUCCUGGCCCCUCGCUGGUGGAAUGACCUCCCCGUGACGGUCAGAACAGCAGAGAAUCUCACCACUUUCAAACGCAGACUGAAGACUCAUCUCUUCAGGCUGCACCUCUCCCCACCCCUCCCUAGCCUAUAGUUCAGCUCACUGUACCUAGCUAGGAUAAUUUGAUUAUGUUAGUGUAUCUGGCAGGAUUGUUUUUGUAUGAUUAGGUGUGAUUCCAGUGCUAGUUUGUACUUGGUAGGAUUCUUGCUUGCUGAACAAGCUUACUCUACAGGGUUGGAGUCCUGAUCGAUGUGGUCACUUCUGGCACUACGAUCCUUACUUCACUCUAGUGUUUCUUUUGCGCCUCUACAUCAUGAAACCUAUGCACUUGUUGUACGUCGCUCUGGAUAAGAGCGUCUGCUAAAUGCCUAUAAUGUAAUGUAAUGUAAUGUUGCCAACACAUCUGUGUUUUAAAGGAUUUCUGAGCAGUGUGUUUGUGUGUGUGAGUGUUUGCAUGAGUGAAUUUGUGUGUGUGUGUGUGUGUGUGCGUGCAUUUGUGUGUACGUGCAUUCUGCGGAUGCUGGCAGACCAGCCAGUAGCGAGUUGCAGUAGUCCAAGCGGGACAGGACCAUCGCUUGAACCAGGAGCUGGGUUGCGUAGGUGGUGAGGAAGGGGAGGAUUCUCCGGAUGUUGUACAGGAAGAACCUGCACGUUCGACUCACCGCCGUGAUGUUCUGGGAGAGGGAAAUAAUUGAGAAGUAGUAGACAAUUAUUAGUGAGGGUGAAAGCAGAUUACAGAAAUGUGUUCUUAGCUGGGCUUGAACCUAGGACCCAAUGAUUCCCAGGCUGUAACCUUGCCCACUAGGCCACAGGCAGGCUAGCAUAUGUCUGCGCAUGUGUGUGUGUGUGUAUGUAUACUUGUGUUUGUGUGUAUGUGUGUGCAUGUGCGUGUGUGUGUGUGUGUGUAUAUGUAUACAUGUGCAUGUGUGUGUCUGCGUGUGUAUGUGUGUGUGGAUGUGCGUGUGUGUGUCUGCGUGUGUAUGUGUGUGUGCGCCCGUGUGCGCGCGUGUGUGUGUAUUUUUCAGGUGUUCUGAGCCAGAGGGGAUGGGGAGUGACUUACACCCCUGAGAGAAUCUGUGCCUUAAAGGGGUCUUCAGUAGACAUGAGCUGCACUUACUCAUAUCCCACAUCUCACACAGUGCAGAAAACUUUCUGGUUUAUUCACUGGAACAAGCCACAGGAGCCUGAGGACCUGUCCCAGGACCCAGAGUACUCUCACCGUGUGGAGUACCUGGGGAAUAAGAACAGUCACUGCACUUUCAGAAUAAAGUCAACUGAAAGAAAGCGAUUCAGCAAUAUAUCGCUUCAAGUUCCUGACCGACCGUUAUGAUGGAAAAUAUACUGGUCAUUCUGGAGCAGCACCUGCACUUUGACUGGCAGCCCAACCUUUACCUAAAUGGACUGCAUUUAUAUAGCGCUUUUAUCCAAAGCGCUUUACAAUUGAUGCCUCUCAUUCGCCAGAGCAGUUAGUGGUUAGGGGUUAGGUGUCUUGCUCAAGGACACUUUGACAUGCCCAGUGCGGGGUUUGAACCGGCAACCCUCCGACUGCCAGACAAUCGGUCUUACCCCCUGAGCUAUGUCGCCCCUGUAACAUAGCUGGUACAAGAAUGGAGAAGUUGUGUCCUAUGAGUGUAAAUACUUCCUCAAUUUAGCCAUCACUGAUGAUACAGAUCUCUACUCCUGUGCUACAGGAGGAGUGACUUCCCCUGCAGUCAAUGUGAAAUGUGUGAAGGUGGAUAUAAAUUCUGAACAGUGUCAGGGGGAGAGACAGUGGAACUGACCUGUAGAGCAACCUGCACUCACCUGACUGAGAGCAACAGCUUCAUUUGGUACAAGAAUGUGCAGCUUCUGACUGAAGACUCCAGGUUCUACCAGUCCUAUAGAAUCCUUAAAUUCAGACGUGACGAUACAGGCAGGCACUCCUGUGCUGUAAGAGGCAAUCAGCAUCUUGUUUCCCCCGCCGUGACUCUCAGUGUGAGAUGUGUAAAGGUUGAAAUGAAAUCUAGCACAGCGAGUGAGGGAGUGAGGGUGACAUUAACCUGUAAAAUCACCUGCACUGACCUGACUGGCAGCCAAACAUUCAUCUGGUACAAGAAUGGACAAUCUCUGUUUUACACCGCCCAGAAAUAUCAAAAUCAUAACUACCUUCAGUUCAAAGCCAGCAGUGGAGAUGCAGGCAGCUACUCCUGUGCAGUAAGAGGUCAUGAGAAUCUCCCGUCCCCAGCAGUGACUCUCUAUCGUUCUAAGAGCGUCUCAGUAUCAGUGAGCCCCUCUGGUGAAAUUGUGGAGGGCAGUUCAGUGACUCUGACCUGCAGCAGCGAUGCCAACCCACCAGUGCAGAGUUACACCUGGUAUAAGAAUAAUAGAGCUGUGUCCCCAUGGGGAGGAUCAGACCGGAGUUUUACCAUUAAAAACAUCAGACUGCAGGAUGCAGGAGAAUACACCUGUCAGACAUGGAAUACGAUUGGGACAGAACGAUCUCCUCCUAAACAUCUUGAUGUGCAGUAUCCUCCGAAGAGCGUCUCAGUAUCAGUGAGCCCCACUGGUGAAAUAGUGGAGGGCAGAUCAGUGGCUCUGACCUGCAGCAGCAGCGAUGCCAACCCAGCAGUGCAGAAAUACACCUGGUAUAAGAAGACUGGAUUUGUAUUCUCGAGGAGAGGAUCAGAACGGAGUUACACCAUUAAAAACAUCACACUGCAGGAUGCUGGAGAAUACUACUGUGAGGCAGAGAAUGCGAUUGGGACAAAAAGAUCUCCUCCUAAACAUCUUGAUGUGCAGUAUGCUCCUAAGAACACCGCAGUAUCUGUGCCCCCCCCUGGUGAAAUAGUGGAGGGCAAAUCAGUGACUCUGACCUGCAGCAGUGAUGCCAACCCAUCAGUGCAGAGAUACACCUGGUUUAAGAAUAGAGCUGAACUCUCAUGGAGAGGAUCCAGUAACACCAUUAAAAGCAUCACACUGCAGGAUGCAGGAGAAUACUACUGUAAGGCACAGAAUAGGAUUGGGACAGAUCGAUCUCCUCCUAAACGUCUUGAUGUGCUGUAUCCUCCGAAGAACGUCUCAGUAUCAGUGAGCCCCUCUGGUGAAAUAGUGGAGGGCAGCUCAGUGAAUCUGACCUGCAGCAGUGAUGCCAACCCACCAGUGCAGAAAUACACCUGCUAUACGAAUUAUAGAGCUGUAUCCUCAGAGACAGGAGGACCAGAGGUCAGUUACACCAUUAAAAACAUCACACUGGAGGAUGCAGGAGAAUACUACUGUGAAGCACGGAAUGUGAUUGGGACAGAACGAUCUCCUCCUAAACAUUUUGAUGUGCAGUAUCCUCCUAAGAGCGUCUCAGUAUCAGUGAGCCCCUCUGGUGAAAUAGUGGAGGGCAGUUCAGUGACUCUGACCUGCAGCAGCCAUGGCAACCCACCAGUGCAUCGAUACAUCUGGUAUAAGAAGAAUAAACCUGUAUCCUCAGAGACAGGAGGACCAGAGGACAGUUACACCAUUAAAAGCAUCACACUGCACGAUGCAGUAGAAUACAUCUGUGUGGCACAGAAUAGGAUUGGGAUAAAAAGAUCUCCUCCUAAAAGUCCUGAUGUGCUGUGUGAGUAUAUCAGUGCAUCUCAGCUUCAGACAGACAGAGCAGAGAGUCAGUAUCUCCUGAGUGUCUUUGGGUAACUUCACAGCAGUAAGACACUGAGUAAAGCAGU
Molecule: messenger RNA, 5015 nt
Organism: Anguilla rostrata (American eel)
Lineage: Eukaryota; Metazoa; Chordata; Actinopteri; Anguilliformes; Anguillidae
Product: B-cell receptor CD22-like
Exons: 8
Coding region: 3319-4983 (554 amino acids)
Biological process (GO): cell-cell adhesion
Cellular component (GO): membrane
Source: RefSeq, a predicted model, not a curated record